Messenger RNA from Brassica napus (rape), 7276 nucleotides. RefSeq names its product DExH-box ATP-dependent RNA helicase DExH13. Lineage: Eukaryota; Viridiplantae; Streptophyta; Magnoliopsida; Brassicales; Brassicaceae. The transcript has a single exon. The record is from RefSeq and is a predicted model, not a curated record. The coding region runs from base 616 to 7098 and encodes 2160 amino acids. Gene Ontology annotation, cellular component: nucleus. Gene Ontology annotation, molecular function: ATP hydrolysis activity; nucleic acid binding; ATP binding.
CUGCUAUUAACGGUGGUGGCGAGCUCAACACGGUCACGGGGUGCAGAGGCUAUAACGAACUUCGGUGACGACCUCAACCUCUCCAAAUCCUUCUUCUCACCUCCCUCUCUUUUCUUUUUUCUUCCCUUCUCUUCUUUACUCUUCUUCUCUCUCUGAUUUUUUUUUUCUUUUGAUUGCAGGUGACAUAGUGGAGAAGGUGGGUUUAAUAGAUGUGUUAAUGGGUGGAGUCUGUGGAGUGGAGAAGUUAGGUCCUGACAGAACCAUUAUUGGGUCUAACUUUGAUUUUAAUGAAAGAAGAAGAUAAAAACUCAUCUUCGUAGUUAUUUUUCUUUUCCUAAUUAAAGCUUCGCCGACCGAACCAAGAAAUUAUAAUUUUUCCUUUUUUUUUCUGAUUAAUUUCCUUUUAAACACGAAUUGACGGUUUAGACUUUUUUUUUUUUUUUUUUUUUUUUCACAAACCCAUAUAAAUAGGAGAUCGCGUCUCAAUGAAAUCGAGUUAGUUUUGUCGACGGAGAAGAAACGAAGAACAGAGGUAACACGAUCAUCGAGGUUUUCGUACCAAUUUCUCUUGUUUCGGUUAAUUUGGUUAUUGAGGUUUUUGUGUUUAAUUCAGUGAUGGCGAACUUGGGUGGUGGUGGCGCGGAAGAAGAGGCUAGGUUGAAGCAGUCCAAUUCGAAUCUGGUGCUCAACACCAACGAGCUUCGUCGUGAUACGCGUGAACCUACGGGAGAGCCGGAGACUCUCAGGGGAAAGAUUGAUCCUAAGUCCUUUGGAGAUCUCGCUGUUAAGGAGAGGCUGAACCAUUCGAAUAAGAAGAAGAAGGAGCGGGAGGGUGGAGAUGACACGGUCUUUGAUAGAGGUAGCAAACGACGUCGUUUUAGGGAGGAGAGUGUGCUUACUGAUACGGAUGAAGGUGUUUAUCAGCCCAAGACCAAGGAGACGAGAGCUGCUUAUGAGGCCAUGCUUAGUCUUAUUCAGCAUCGAUUGGGUGGGCAACCUCUGAGUGUUGCUUGCGGUGCGGCUGAUGAGGUUUUGGCUGUUCUCAAGAACGAAGCCUUGAAUAACCCUGAGAAGAAGGUGCGUAUCGAGAAUGUGUUCUACUUUAUUCCCGAUCAUAUUUUCGAUCAGCUGGUUUCGUUUGGUAAGUUGAUCACAGACUACCAAGAGGGCGGUGAUUCUGUAAGUGGUAAAGCUAUUGAGGAUGAAGGACUUGAUUAUGAUGUGGAUGUGGCUAUUGAAUGUGAGGAGCAUGAAGAGGAGAGUGGCAUUGAUAUGGUUCAGGAGGAAAUAGAUGAAGAGGAUGAAGAAGCUGCUCAAGUUAACAAAACUAUAGGCGUGAAGGUGAGUGUGGCAAUUAAUGGUAACGAUGCAGGACAUGCAGGCUCGAGUCUUAAUGUUCAGAAGAUUGAUGCCUAUUGGCUCCAGAGAAAGAUAUUCAAAGGAUAUGAACAGAAAAUUGAUCCACAUGACUGCCAAGUACUUACAGAAGAGGUUCUUAAGAUACUUGCUGAGGGGAGUGAUAGGGAUGUUGAGAACAAGCUGCUUAUGCACCUUCAGUUUGAAAAGUUCAGCCUUGUUAAAUUUCUGCUGCAGAACCGUCACAAAGUUGUGUGGUGCACCCGUUUGGCUAGGGCAAGAGACCAGGACGAGAGGAAUCAAAUUGAGGAGGAGAUGAUGAGGUUUGGCCCAGAGUUCGCAUCAAUUGUGGAGGAGUUGCAUGCAAAACGAGCAACAGCCAAAGAAAGGGAGGAGAACAAGGAAAAGAAAAUCAAAGAAGAAGCUCGGUGGCUUAAGGAAUAUUCAUGUGCAGAUGGAGACAAAUGCAGUAGAGACGCUGAUGAUGGAGAUUUAGAUAAUGAUUGGUUGAAGGGUCAACGUGAGAUGCUCGACCUAGAGAGUCUGGCUUUUGACCAAGAUGUUUUGCUGAGGGAGAAUAAGAAGUGUGAGCUUCCCUCUGAUUCUUACAGAAUUCGUGGCAAGGAAUUUGAUGAGAUUCAUGUGCCAUGUGUUUCUAAAAAAAUUGAUAGCAGUGAAAAACUUGUGAAAAUCACUGAAAUGCCAGAUUGGGCUCAACCGGCUUUUGAGGGAAUGCAGCAGCUGAACAGGGUUCAGAGCAAAGUAUAUGACACUGCUCUUUUCAAGGCAGAUAACAUUCUUCUUUGUGCUCCAACGGGUGCGGGGAAGACCAAUGUUGCCGUUCUCUCUAUACUGCGGCAACUUGAAUUACAGAGGAAUUCAGAUGGAACUUAUAGUCAUGGGAACUACAAAAUUGUGUAUGUUGCACCCAUGAAAGCCCUUGUGGUUGAGGUGGUGGAUACUCUAUCUAAACGCUUGAAGGAUUAUGGAGUUACUGUGAAAGAACUCAGUGGGGAUCAGUCCCUUACUCAGAAAGAAAUCGAAGAGACUCAGGUAAUUGUUACAACGCCAGAGAAAUGGGACAUCAUCACUAGGAAAUCUGGAGAUCGCAUUUACACUCAGCUUGUGAGGCUUCUUAUAAUUGACGAAAUUCAUCUUCUAAAUGAUAGUCGAGGGCCAGUGCUUGAAAGUAUUGUUGCUAGGACUCUUAGGCAGAUCGAAACCACGAAGGAGCAUAUUCGUAUGGUGGGUUUAUCGGCCACACUGCCAAAUUAUGAAGAUGUGGCCUUAUUUUUGCGGGUGAAUCUCAAGGAUGGGUUGUUUACAUUUGACCGCAGCUACAGACCUGUGCCUCUCAGUCAGCAGUAUAUUGGAAUUAAUGUGAAGAAACCAUUACGGAGGUUCCAGUUGAUGAAUGAUAUAUGUUAUCAGAAAGUAUUGGCUAGUGCUGGAGAGCAUCAGGUCCUAAUCUUUGUCCAUUCGAGGAAGGAUGCAGCAAAAACUGCAAGAGCAAUAGUUGACACCGCAAUGGCAAACAAUACUCUCAGUAAAUUCUUGAAGGAAGAUAGUGAAAGUCGUGAAAUUCUUGAAUGUCAGUUAGGACUUGUCAAGUGUCAUGACCUUAAACUUCUUCUGCCUUAUGGUUUUGCAAUUCAUCAUGCUGGGCUGACAAGGAGUGAUCGCCAGAUAGUUGAGGAUCAGUUUCGUCUUGGGCAUGUUCAGGUCUUGAUUUCCACUGCAACUCUUGCAUGGGGUGUGAAUUUGCCUGCACAUACUGUCAUUAUCAAAGGAACCCAAGUCUAUAAUCCUGAGAGAGGGUUGUGGAUGGAGCUUAGUCCUCUAGAUGUCAUGCAGAUGAUUGGUCGCGCCGGAAGACCUCAAUAUGACCAACAUGGGGAGGGAAUAAUAAUCACUGGCUACAGCGAGCUGCAGUACUAUCUUCGUUUGAUGAAUGAGCAACUACCAAUUGAAAGCCAGUUUAUUUCCAAACUUGCUGAUCAGCUUAAUGCUGAAAUUGUGCUUGGAACCGUUCAGAAUGCAAGAGAAGCUUGUCACUGGCUUGGCUAUACAUAUUUAUAUAUCCGCAUGGCUCGUAAUCCGACAUUGUAUGGCUUACCACCUGAUGCGAUUGCAAAAGACAUAGUAUUGGCGGAGAGAAGAGCUGACCUGAUACAUUCUGCUGCUACUAUCUUGAACAAAAACAACCUCAUAAAGUACGACAGGAAAAGUGGAAACUUCCAUGUUACUGAUUUGGGACGCAUUGCUAGCUAUUACUACAUAACACAUGGGACAAUAGCUACAUACAACGAGAAUUUGAAGCCAACGAUGACUGAUAUAGAGCUUUGUCGUCUGUUCUCACUGAGUGAGGAGUUCAAGUAUGUCACUGUUCGACAAGAUGAGAAGAUGGAAGUAGCACAACUUUUGGAUCGUGUCCCGAUUCCGGUCAAGGAAACAGUGGAAGAUCCUAGUGCAAAGAUUAACGUUUUGCUGCAAGCAUAUAUCUCAAAGCUAAAGCUUGAGGGUCUUUCUUUGACAUCUGACAUGAUUUAUAUUACCCAGAGUGCUGGACGUCUUUUUAGAGCUCUUUUUGAGAUUAUAUUAAAGAGAGGAUGGGCUCAACUGGCUGAAAAAGCUUUGAAUAUGUCUAAAAUGGUAGGCAAGAGAAUGUGGAGUGUUCAUACACCUCUUCGGCAGUUUCAUGAUAUUCCAAAUGAGGUUCUGAUGAGGUUGGAGAAAAAGGAUUUGGUUUGGGAGAGGUACUAUGAUCUAUCCUCGCAGGAGCUAGGACAGCUUAUUCGAAGUCCUAAGAUGGGCAUACCACUUCACAAACUUAUCUACCAGAUCCCAAAACUAUAUCUUUCAGCAUAUGUUCAGCCGAUUUUCCGUUCUGUGCUGCGACUGGAACUCACUGUUACAGCUGAUUUCCAAUGGGAUGACAGAGUGCAUAAAUACGUUGAACCAUUUUGGAUAAUCGUGGAAGACAAUGAUGGUGAAAGAAUCCUCUAUCAUGAGUACUUUCUUUUGAAAAAGCAGUAUCUUGAUGAAGAUCACACAUUGAACUUCACUGUGCCUAUAUCUGAGCCGCUGCCACCACAGUAUUUCAUCCGAGUUGUUUCAGAAAAAUGGCUUGGCUCGCUAACUGUGUUGCCUAUAUCUUUCAGGCAUCUUAUGCUUCCAGAAAAGUAUCCACCACCUACAGAGCUACUGGACUUGCAGCCCCUCCCGGUGACGGCCUUGAGGAAUCCAUCUUAUGAAGCUCUAUAUCAGGAUAUAAAGCAUUUCAAUCCUGUGCAGACUCAGGUCUUUCCUGUUUUGUAUGGCACAAGUGACAAUAUAUUGGUUGCCGCUGCCACAGGAAGUGGGAAAACUAUAUGUGCGGAGUUUGCGAUAUUGAGAAAUCAUCAGGAACAACCUGAUUGUACAAUGCGUGUUGUCUAUGUCGCACCUCUUGAGGGUAUUGCCAAGAAGCAGUUUCGUUAUUGGGAGAAAAGGUUCGGGAAGGGGCUUGGCUUACGGGUUGUUGAGUUAACUGGGGAGACAGCAUUGGAUCUUAAGCUGAUUGAGGAAGGUCAGAUAAUCAUAACUACUCCUGAGAAAUGGGACGCUCUGUCUCGUAAAUGGAAACAGAGAAAAUAUAUUCAGCAUGUUAGUUUGUUUAUCAUCGAUGAGCUUCACUUAAUUGGAGGUCAAUGUGGUCCAGUAAUGGAGGUAAUUGUGUCUAGAAUGAGAUAUAUUUCAAGUCAGGUCGGAAAUACGAUGAGGAUUGUUGCAUUAUCGACUUCACUUGCAAAUGCCAAAGAUCUUGGAGAGUGGAUUGGGGCCAGUUCCCGUGGCAUUUUCAACUUUCCGCCUAAUGUUCGUUCUGUCCAACUGGAGAUCCACAUUCAAGGGGUGGACAUAGUGAGUUUUGAAGCCAGGAUGCAAGCGAUGACUAAGCCAACAUACACUGCCAUAGUCCAGCAUGCCAAAAAGAAACCAGUUAUCGUUUUUGUCCCGUCCCGUAAACAUGUCCGCCUUACAGCUGUGGAUCUGUUGGCAUGUUUAAACAUGGACAACACGGACAGCCCUGAUUUUAUGUUUGGGAAUCUGGAAGAAUUUGAGCCUUUUGUUAGCCAAAUUUGCGAGGAAACUCUGAAGGAAACUUUGCGCCAUGGCAUUGGCUACUUGCAUGAGGGUUUAAGCGGUCUGGAUCAGGAGAUUGUGACUCAGCUUUUCGAGGCUGGACGGAUUCAGGUAUGUGUAAUGACUAGUGCAAUGUGUUGGGGAACUCCAUUGAAGGCGCAUUUGGUUGUUGUUAUGGGGACACAGCUCUAUGACGCACGUGAAAAAACUCUUUCGGAUUACCCUGUCUCUGAUCUGCUCCAGAUGAUGGGGCAUAGUAGCCGACCUCUGCUUGACGACGCAGGGAAGUGUGUGAUCUUCUGUCAUGCACCACGUAAAGAGCAUUACAAGAAAUUUAUACAUGAAGCCUUUCCUGUGGAGAGUCAUCUUCAACUUGCCUUGCAUGAUAAUUUCAAUGCGGAAGUGGUUGCGGGGGUUUUAAGGAACAAGCAAGAUGCUGUGGAUUAUCUUACCUGGAGCUUCAUGUACAGGAGGCUUCUUCAGAACCCUAACUACUACGAUCUCCAGGGAGUUAGCCACAAGCAUUUAUCUGACCACCUCUCGGAGCUCGUCGAAAGCACUCUAUCUGAUCUUGAAGUGAGCAAAUGCAUUGAGAUGGAGAAUGAGUUGAAUAUCUCUCCUUCCAAUCUUGGUAGGAUUGCUUCAUAUUAUUACGUAAGUUACACAACCGUUAAGCGCUUCAGUUCUCUAUUGACUUCCGAAACCAAGAUGAAGAGUCUUCUUGAGAUCCUUACUUCAGCUUCGGAGUACGACUUGAUUCAUGUACGUCCUGGUGAAGAGGACAGAGUUCAGAGACUCAUCAAUCACCAGAGGUUCUCUUUUGAAAAUCCAAAAUGCACAGACCCCCAUGUGAAGGCAAACGCUCUUCUUCAGGCCUAUUUUUCAAGGCAAAAAAUCAUCAGCGAGAACCUGGCAAUGGAUCAGCGUGAGGUCGUUUUCUCUGCAACAAGACUUCUUCAGGCAAUGGUCGAUGUGAUAUCAAGCAACGGCUGUCUGAAUCUUGCUUUAUUAGCUAUGGAAGUAAGCCAGAUGGUGACUCAAGGCACGUGGGAACGAGACUCCAUGCUUCUGCAGCUUCCUCACUUCACAAAUGACUUGGCCAAAAGGUGCCAAGAGAAUAACAUCGAAACAGUAUUCGAUCUUGUGGAAAUGGAAGAUGGCAGGCGCCAAGAACUUCUCCAAAUGUCAAACACUCAGCUUCUUGACAUUGCCAGAUUCUGCAACCGGUACCCUAACAUCGAUCUUGCAUACGAGGUCGUAGACAGCAAGGAGGUAACCCCUGGAAAAGAAAUAACAUUACAGGUAAUGCUAGAGAGAGACAUGGAGAUGGAGGGGAGGACACAUGUGGGAUCUGUGGACGCACCAAGAUAUCCCAAGACCAAAGAAGAAGGGUGGUGGGUAGUCGUUGGAGAUACGAAGACGAACCAGUUGCUUGCCAUCAAGCGAAUCUAUUUGCAAGAGAAGGCGAAGGUAAGGCUAGCUUUUGCAGUACCGACUGAGCCAGGAGAGAAGUCGUAUACACUCUACUUGAUGUGCGAUUCGUAUUUGGGUUGUGACCAGGAGUGUUCAUUCUUUGUUGAUAUCAAAGAUUCUGGCGUUGCAGAUCACAUGGAAGAAUAAUGACCAGGAGUUUUCGAUUGUUUUAUAGAGAGAUGAUUACAUUUGUUUAUUGCUUAACAAUUUGGUCUCAGCCAUGAGAUUUUAUGAGAAUUAAGAAAGAAAAGAUAAAUUAAAUGAAGAACAUGAAGAUUAAUGAGAGACUUUCUUGAAAGAUAAUGAGAAAGAAGGAAUUGAAUUG